GCUACUACUACUACUACUGAGCCCAUCACCAUCACCGACAUCACCACCACCACCAGUACUCAAUCAUGGCGGACUAUGCGAAACACAGCAGCAAUACGGAGUGUAGCAAAUUGACGGCGGCGGCUAAACAAGAUGUAAAUAUGGAAUUAGGAAAGGGAAUAGCUAUUUAUGAAGUGGAUGAAGAUCAGCCAUGCAUGGAAUGUGGUGAUAGAUGUCCUGGUUUUAAGAGUCAUCCCUGGAGAAAUAUUUGCAAAUUAUGUCGAUGUCCUCGAGAAUCUCACGAUGUCUACCACUGUGAAUUUAUUGAUGUCCGGGAUCGCUUAGGUUGGCCAAAAAUGAAUGAUGAAGAUUUAAAAGAAAGUACAUUGCGAGAAGGUUUUACCUGGGUUCCCUCAGGCCUUUCUCGGCCACAGAUUUCAGAAUAUAUGGACCAGCUACCGAAUCACAAAGUACCUCGGAUUUCUGCUCAAGGAGAACGUUAUCGAGACUUGCAACUGAUAUACCAAUUACCCAGACAAGAUCUAUCUGACAAAUACUGCCAAAGUUUGGAAUCUCCAUCUGAAUUUGCAGAUUUUCACGAAUUUCGAAGAUUAAGAGACCAAAUAGCAAUGGGCAUAGCGCAAACCAAAGAAGCAAUCGAUGCAUCGGUUUGUCAUAAUUGCAAAGGUGAAAUAGACUCGAAGGAGUUAAUAAUUGUUGCUAGCAAAAUAACCGAUUCUCUUUGCUGGCACCCUGCCUGUUUCAUCUGCAGCGUCUGUGAAGAACUCCUUGUUGACUUGACCUAUUGCCAUUUCCAACAGAAGCUGUUUUGUGAACGCCACUUUGCUGAACUAGUUAGGCCGCGUUGUUUUGCUUGCGAUGAGCUAAUAUUUUCUUCUGAAUACACAAAAGCUAUGGAACAGAAUUUCCACAAAGAUCACUUGGCCUGCAAACACUGCGACAAAAAACUGAUAGCUUGUAGAUAUAUCUUAAAAGAUGAGAAUCCCUACUGUAUACCUUGUUAUCAAGAAUUGUUUGCCCACAACUGUUAUGUUUGUAGAAAACCAGUAGGACCUGACUAUAAGGAUUUAUCAUACAAAGAUAAGCAUUGGCAUGAAUUCUGCUUCAAAUGCGGUGAAUGUCAAAAGAGCCUUGUCAACCAGCCUUUUGCUUACAAGGAUGAUGCAAUUUUCUGUUCAGAUUGCCAUGAUGAACUGUUUGCAGCUAGAUGUGAUGGAUGUAAAAAACCUUUUAAAGGAGGAAUGAAGAAAUUUGAAUACAAAAAUACUCAAUGGCAUGAAGAAUGUUUCUUGUGCAAUGUCUGCAAAGAGGCCAUUAAAAACAAGAGCUUCAUUCCUCGUGGUGAUGAAGUUGUCUGUAUCCCCUGUUUCGAAAAUAAGUAUGCUCAGAAAUGUGCUAAAUGCAAUGGUGUGCUAACCAAAGGUGGUGUUGCAUACAAGGACAUCCCAUGGCAUCGCGAAUGCUUCACUUGCUCGAAAUGCAACAAAAAUCUAGCCGGAGAGAAAUUCACAUCACGUGAGGAAAAGCCGUAUUGUGCUGAUUGCUAUGGUGACUUGUUUGCUAAGAAGUGCUGCAUUUGCUCAAAGGCUAUUAUGGGCUUUGGUGGCACCAAGUUCAUCUCUUUUGAAGACCGUCACUGGCACAGUGACUGCUUCAACUGCAACAAGUGCAAAACAUCUAUGGUUGGCAAGGGCUUCCUUAUGAAUGAGGGAGACAUUUUGUGCCCUCCAUGUGGACGCAACUAAGACCUAUAUCUUGGGUUACUUUACAAGUCUCUUAAAGUCUUUAAAUCUGUCCUUGGACUUGAUGAAAGAUAUUCAACAACAACAGCAAAAAAAAAAUUUUUUUUAACCCUAAACGAGUAUGUAAUAAAUAUGGUUUAUCCAUUAGAAUAAUUUAGAUCUAUGAUUAUUUAUUAAAGUUCAAUUGUAAUUUACCCACCGCCUUCUUUUCUACAAUUUAGGUCCUGGCAAAAAUUUCGCAGUUUUUGUCAAACUUUUUCGUGUUGUUAUUUUUUCUCUUGUGGUGAAAAUCAUUUAAAAAGAAAAAAAAAUUAUUUUUUAAUCAAUAAUAAUAAUAAUUACAAUAUUAUUAUUAUUAUUAAGAGAGAGAGAGAGAGAGACAAUUCUUCAAAUUGUACUUCAUUUCAUUAAAAAAAAAAAGAGAAAAAAAGCCUUUUUUUUGUUUUUAAUUUUCAAUCAAUGCAUGAAUGCAUGUUCUAGAAAGUUCUGACUAUUCUUUGAUAGCCAUGUACCCGAGUCUUCUUUAACAGCCAAACUAUGUAAACUAGGAAAGGCAGAUUACUGGUUUUGCUUUUUUUCUCUUUUCAAACUGACAGUUUUUUUUAAUCCCUUUUGUUGCUGUUUUUUUUUACAAUUAAUUUUUUUCAAAUAAACAUUAAAACUGCUAAUUAUGCUGUUUUUAUUUUCAUAGAUUGAUUUAGUUUAAAAAAUUUUUUUUUAAACCAAUAAAUGAAAAGAACUGGAUCUCUGUCCCACACAUAAAACUACAGCAUCCAAGGUGAAUUAAAAUUACUUUCAUUAUUAAGAAAUCAAAUUUAACCAAGGUAAUGCUUACCUUUCCACCCCACUCUUCUAGGGGAUGGGGUUUAUAAAGUACUUUUACAUAUAUAAUAUAUACAUACAGGGAGUCCAUUCAUUAUUUGACCCCUAUCUUAAAAACUAGUCUUGUGCUUAAUCAAAAUAAAUCUUAAGUUACAAGCACAAAUUCACGGGUGAAGCCUUCACACAUACGAACAAACAAACCCAUGUGCUAUUACCAAUAGGUAUUGUGCUCGAGUACCUGUAAAAGAUUUAUUCAAUUAACUUCAAACACUUCUCUGUAUCCUAGUACAAGACUUAUAUCAGCAGGAAAUUGCUUGCACAUUACUAAACUGACUAAAAUCUGCUUCAUUUGAUAGUGUACAUUAUUAAAUUGAUUUUGAAGGGAAAUGUUUUACAUAUUCCACAAUUAACAAUUGUAGAAUUGAUGCUUUCUUGUUUUCAAGACCAUUAUGGAAAAAAACCAUUUCCACCUUCAAAGAAUUUUUUUUUCUUUCUUUCUUAAAACUGUUGGUAUUAAGACGAGGGGUGAGUUUCAGGUAUACUAUUUAAUAAACAUUAAACCAAUGAAGGUUCUUUUCUUUCUUUCUCUUGUCUCAAAUAAAAAGUAAUGUUUAUAUAAAAAGAAAAACAUUUAUUUUCCUCACUAAUCUUGUUGAUUUAGAGGUGAGGUUACUGUACAGUAUGUUUUUCAUAUAUAUUUUUUCAAAAUGAAAGAAAAGACAUUCUUACACAUAAUUCGAAAAAUCUGGCUGUGUCUUCAAUAAAAUAUGUCGCUUGUU
Molecule: messenger RNA, 3343 nt
Organism: Octopus sinensis (East Asian common octopus)
Lineage: Eukaryota; Metazoa; Mollusca; Cephalopoda; Octopoda; Octopodidae
Product: prickle planar cell polarity protein 3-B
Exons: 10
Coding region: 66-1745 (559 amino acids)
Molecular function (GO): zinc ion binding
Source: RefSeq, a predicted model, not a curated record